Molecule: messenger RNA, 1287 nt
Organism: Talpa occidentalis (Iberian mole)
Lineage: Eukaryota; Metazoa; Chordata; Mammalia; Eulipotyphla; Talpidae
Product: proline-rich protein 35-like
Exons: 2
Coding region: 1-1287 (428 amino acids)
Source: RefSeq, a predicted model, not a curated record
AUGGCCCAGAAGGCACGCGUGGGCGCGCGGGCGCGGAAGCCCAAGAAGCCGCACUACAUCCCGCGGCCCUGGGGCAAGCCCUACAACUACAAGUGCUUCCAGUGCCCCUUCACCUGCCUGGAGAAGUCGCACCUGUACAACCACAUGAAGUACAGCCUGUGCAAGGACUCGCUCUCGCUGCUGCUCCACGCCCCCGACUGGGCCUGCCGCCGCCGCACCCGGGCCCCCGCGCCCCCACGCCCGAGCGCGCCCCGCCCCGCGGGCCGGGCUCCCGGGCACGGCCUCCCCGCCCGACCUCGCCCUGUGGCGGCCCAGAGCCGGGGCCCGAGGAGCGCCGCGCCCCGCGACGCGCUCCUGGCCCAGCCCUGGACGCCAGCGCCGAGCGGGGACCCGAGGGGGGACGCGGCCCCCUGCUACCCGCUGCCCGGUCCCGCCGCCGCGCCCGAGGCCCAGGGCCUCCGGCUGUCCCUGCUCGGCGCCAGCUACCCUCCAGGCGCGCGGCUCCUCUCCUGCCUGGGGUCCUCGCUGGCGGCCCACGUGUCCCUUCUGGCCCCCGCGGCCGCCACCUGCCCUGCCCCGCAGCCGCCCCGCCUGUACUACCCGCUGCUCCUGGAGCGCGCUGGGGCUCUGGUCCCCGGGGUUGGGGGUGCCCUGGCUGCGUGGCGCCCCCAGGCACUCCGGGCAGGAGAGGGCGCUGGAGUGGGCUCCCAGGGCAACCCCCAGAGGAAGCUGCCCCCGGGAAGCUGGUCACAGCCCCCGAAGCCCCCCGCCAGCGCGGCGAGGCCCGGUCUCCACAGCAGCCCGCCGACUGGUCUCCCCGCGAGGCUCUGGCCAGACGACGACGAGGAGCCAGGCGACCCCGAAGCCUCCGCGCCGACCCCACCGCGGGGCCUGGCGCCGGGCGGCCGCGGGCAGGUGGGCGAGGACCUGACGCGCGCCCUGGGGGACUACGCCCGGCUGGAGCAGCGCCUGGGGCAGCUGGGGCCCGCCCGGGGCCUGGCCCCGCGUCCCCUGCGGGAGCAGCUGGGCAAGAUCCUCCGCGAGCUGCGCUCCAUCCACCAGGCGCUGGAACUGGCCGCGCGGCCGCCGGACACGCCCCUCGACCUCUCCGUGAGGCGCGGGGCCCCAAAGGGGCCAGAGGGGACCCCUGAGCCGCCCGGCCUGCUGCACCCCGAGGCGCCAGAGCCCCUUCGCGGACGCACCUCCAAGUGUGAGGCCGACUCCAGCGUCCCGCCCCCGGGCCUCCUGCUCCCGGCCCCCGAGGGGCCUGUCCUGCCUGGUGGCUAG